Molecule: messenger RNA, 290 nt
Organism: Amoebophrya sp. A25
Lineage: Eukaryota; Dinophyceae; Syndiniales; Amoebophryaceae
Source: the annotation of a GenBank genome assembly
GGCAGGGAAAGCGAAAGUUGUAGGCGAACGACGAGAGGACCCAGCGUGGAAGGGACUCGGACCUGCUCUGAUGAAGAUGAUAAUGAUACUGGAGAUCGUACUGCUGGUCGUGCAGCUCGAAGUGUGAUUUCAUCUGAUGUUCCUGAAGGCCAAAGAAGUUCUUGGAGCACGACUACAACUAGUGGCGACGUAUCAGUAUCUACAACUUCUACAUCUAGUACAACUGAGGAGUGCGCCGCGUAUGGAGGUAAAAAUAUGGAUGAUGUUGACGAUGAGCAGCAGGAGAACGC